Messenger RNA from Trypanosoma theileri, 3645 nucleotides. RefSeq lists its product as uncharacterized. The transcript has a single exon. The record is from RefSeq and is a predicted model, not a curated record. Lineage: Eukaryota; Euglenozoa; Kinetoplastea; Trypanosomatida; Trypanosomatidae. The coding region runs from base 1 to 3645 and encodes 1214 amino acids.
AUGUCCCCUCUGCCGGAUGGUGAUUCAUUUAAUAACGUUGAGGAGAGAACGCUGCUUGAUGCGUUACUUGGAGUAGAGGAAAUGGAGGAAAUCGUACCACCACUAUCACUAUCAUCAUCAACAUCAACAACAACAACUCGUAUGGAAUCAACUUCAGUAUUUUCACGAUUAUUCAUGGUGGGUGGAUCGUUGUUUUCGCGUAAACGAAUAACAACAAUGUUACGAUUCCGAAAUUCACGUCUGCGUGGAUCCUUUCUCUCAUGGCUGGACUACGGUUCCAUCUAUUGCCCCUUCACAAGACAAUUCGUUUCCCUCCGUUCGCCGCACUGGGCCCAUCUUGUGGAGGCGGGAUUUGGAAUUGACACUCAACUGCGUCACGGCCGACGUGUUGUUUUGCUGCGCCCGCAUCGAUUGCAAACAUUGGCGUUGGAAAUGCAACAACUGGCAGGGAAAACACAUGUAUGUGUGGAGAAUGAGAGAAGGAAGAAUCCAUCAGCGCGGUGGAGUGCAUCAUUACAGCAAUCGCUUGGUGUGCUUUUAGAAACAACACCGGCGGAGGAAAAGAUGGCUCUGGCGCAGAAGGUGAGGGAUGUACUCCGUGAGGAAAGUUGCAGUAAUAACUCUCGCCGAAUACCAUUGGGAUUCUACGAUUUUUCACUCGGCAAAAGACACUCCUUUAUUUGUUCUUCUAUACCGUCUUCAACAAGGAGAAAAACAAAUGCUACCUGUAUAGGAAAAUCUGAUAAUUCUGCUUAUAAUAAUGACUAUACAAAGUCGAUAGUGGCGUUUGGAGAAAUAUUUUUGAAACAAUCCUUGAUGUGGCGUACAGCUGUACUACAACAACGGAAAAAACUAUCAAUUGAUAAGAAGGAUGAUUCUGUUAAGAAAUCUUUAACUGUUUCUCAUACGAUAGUGACUACAUCAAAAAAUGAUAAUGAGAUGAUUAAUCGGUAUUCUACACUAAAUUCUACUUCAUUCUUGAUUCCAAACUCUCGCCUAGCAUACUUAUCUGUCGCAUAUAAGCCAGAAGUUUCACUGGUAGAAAUUGUCGUGGACGCGCUUCUGCGAAGAUAUAUCAACAGUGAUAUUCUCUAUUGCCCUUUGGAACACUGUGUGGAUUACGCCUCAGUAACAGAUGUCUUGGCGUAUCCAGUGCGAUGGAGUGAAAGUGGUGCACUGAUGUUGGGAAUUGGUAUCCCAUUACUUCACGUUGGAAUACAUAAUGAUAGACAAAAUAACACAUUAACUGAUAUUUCUAGCACCGCUUCUUCUAAAACCAAUAGUAGUAGUGAUAAUAAAAAUAAAAAUGAAAAAAAUAAGAACAAUACUACUGUUGUUAUUGGUAAUGCCCACCUUCUUACAAGGCGUGCGAUUGCUCGUUUACUGGACCAGUGGACACGUAACAAAGUUGCAGAUACUGCUAUUAACUGUGAUUAUAACUCCAGAAAAGGGAAUGGGCAGAUAAAAAGAGAACUACUUUUCAAUGCUUGUGAACCAUUACGUGUAGUCGGUUCUGGAGCCUCUCUAUUUGGUGAUGUUUCUGCAAUCUUUGUCGGAUACUCUCCUUCUCAGUGGUCUCAUCCUCCCUCUAAGUCUGAUGGAAAUGUAAUUGCACACAUUCACACUGAAAAUGCUAAUGUACGAAUUCUCUCUCCCAAAUCAGAGGCUAUUUUUUUUCUUGAAGAACCUAUUGUUGCUGCACUUCAGCGUGUAUUGAGUAUAUUUCAGGAAAGUAUGAGUAGAGAGGAACAAAAGUCUUUUAUUGAAUUACUUUGUGAUGCCAGAUAUUAUAUGACUACUACUAUAUCAGGUGAGGUAUGGAGAAUGGCUAAAGUGGGGUCAAAUACCAGUAAAAGUAUUGUUGAGAGUCAGAAAUACUAUAAAGAUGUAGAGAAAGAAGAAGAUGUGAUUUUACAGUUAUGUGAGGCUUAUGAAGCAUUUCUAAGUUUACCUGUUAAAAGAAAAGGAAUGAAUUUUUCACCAUAUGAAGAAUUAUUUCUUCGCUACCCAAAUUUUGCAACAAUGCGUGUACGACAUGAACUCCUUCGGGAGUUUCCAUUAGAAGUUGAGAUAUUGGAAGGUGGUUCUAAGUCUCUCUCUUUGACAUUUCACGAUUCUAUGUCUCUUCCAUCAAAAAAUCUUUUCUCAUGCGCUGAAUUGAAUCCUAUUGUGUUGGAGAGUCGUUGUUUAGCAUGGCAACGGGCAUGUGCGGACCACGAUACUCUGAAAAAGGCAUAUGCUAUUAAUAAAACAUUAUCUCGUGUAGCACUUGGUUUGGAAAAUCGUUCCAUGGUUUCAAGCAUACCCUCUCACAUAAAGGGAACUUCUUCUCAACAACAACAACAACAAAAACAACAACAACAACAACAGUUGCUUGAACAAAGUUAUGAACCCCACUUUGAACCUGUUGUAUUACUUGGCUGCUGGACGCAUACCCUUCUCUUCUGUGCACCCAUGGUUGCAGAUGUGAUUCCAUUGGGUCGUCUUCUUUAUCUUGAUCUUGUUACGAGAGCGCAACGUACAGGAGUUUUUAAAGUGAUGGAUAUAGAUGUGUUUCAUAUUGAUUACGUUUCUUAUCCUCCUGAUCGUCGUUGUCGUUUAUUUGGCACUAGACUACGUUUUCUUCCAAAUAAUGAUAGGGAUAUUGCCUUUACAGCACGUCAGGCGGCGACUGAGGCGUUACAGCAAGCACUUGUUAAGAGUGCUGUCGAGGCACGUUUAUUUCCCUUGUGGACGCACAGUUUAACCCCUUCAUCUCAGCAUAAAAAACAUGAAAAAGUUGUUUUACAAGAGAAACAUGAGAAGAAAGUCGAUGGAUUUCUCGCUCAUUUUCGAUUUGAAGAACUAGAUGAGAUUGUAUCAGCUGCACAACCUGUCUUUGUAGAAAGACGAUUGUUUGCGUUAGCUGUGGCGCAGUGCGCUCCGCUUCGCCUCACUGUAGGCACUCAAGUCGUAUUACUACAAGAUCUUUCUCCAUGUUUAAAGCGUGGUGUACGGUGUCAAGUGGUCCGUUUUGUUACAAUUGAGAUGUUGAUGUCUGGUGAGAAUCUCUCUUCAUCAGGGCAUCAACAAUCUUGGUCAAAGGCAGACUAUAUGCUAGCUCAGCAAUAUAUUGAACAACAGAAGGGCAGUAACGCGUUUCCUGUGGUGCGGCUCAUGUCUAGUCGUUGUCAUAGUGAUAUUAACGCGAGUGAUAAUAUAUUAGAGGGUACAGAGGCGGUUGUACUCCCUGCUGAAACUUUAGUGGGAGGCUACCGCUCACUUCAUCACUACGCAUUACCAACACUGCACCUCCCGCUGUUGUCUCCCUGUCAGUACGUUGCGGCAUCAACGCUGUUUCAUCCAUUGUUUGCUCAUACUGACAAUUUAAUGGAAUUUACGUCAGUGGAAACUCGCAAAAAGGCCAUGACUAAGAUGCUGUGCUCCUCCACACUCUCUUCAUCCUCGUCUCUGCAGUCAGGUGGUGUUGCCUUUUUUGAGGACAUUGUGUUUGCAGAGCCGGAUGCUGCCGUGGCCCACGAGAAUAAGAAGGAACCGCAACAACAACAACAGGAACAGGAACAGGAACAGGAUCCCUCCGUUUCACGUGUGGUUUGUUGCGACGUGCUUUCUGCCCUUUCACUCUUCCCUUUAAGGCCGAUCUGA